Messenger RNA from Leptopilina heterotoma, 2577 nucleotides. RefSeq names its product tubulin polyglutamylase TTLL4-like. Gene Ontology annotation, cellular component: cilium. Lineage: Eukaryota; Metazoa; Arthropoda; Insecta; Hymenoptera; Figitidae. Gene Ontology annotation, molecular function: tubulin-glutamic acid ligase activity; tubulin binding. The record is from RefSeq and is a predicted model, not a curated record. The transcript has 9 exons. Gene Ontology annotation, biological process: protein polyglutamylation; microtubule cytoskeleton organization. Bases 813 to 2507 code for a protein of 564 amino acids.
UAAAACGUUUUUUAAACUAAAUUUUCCCAUUGUUAGUGUUAAUUUCCACUUUCUAGAGUAUCGCCUAGUGUUUUUCUAUAAAUUAAACAUAUUUUACUGCAAAAAUUCUGACCAAAUUUUCAUUCUAUUAUCGUAUAUGCAUUUCAUUUACGCAACACGUGUUGCCGCACGAGUGAACGAGUCUAAUGAUUUUUAGAUCGUUGAUUAAACUUUUUCGAUUAGUAACUAUUUUCUACUUAGUUUUUUGAGAUUAGCAACUUUUUUUUUUAAAUAUGUAUAUUUUAUAUGUGCAACAAGUUGGAGAGAAAUUUUCAUCAGUGUGAUUGACAUAAUUCGCGAGGUGUGAAAUAUCAAGUGCCAGGAAAGAAGUGAUUGCGUGAAGCUGCAAAAUUGGAGAGAAGACGACAUUUGAACUCAAGUUCAAUUUUUUUGUGUCGUCUCGGGAGUGAUCGAUAGUGACGCGGAGUUUCAAUAAUUGUUCUGCGUGUUGGGAUAGUCAACGGUGACGUGAAAGCUUCCUGAAGGUCUUCCUCUACUUCGUCCUGCUUCCAGAAACGAACUCCGCAAGGAAGGAAUCGUGACAGGAGAGGAAUACAGAGAGAGGAUUGUAAAUAAAUAAGGACUUUCCCUCAACGAUUCUUUCCUUGAAAGAGAAAACGAAUCGAGCCGACUCUUUAAUCAGGAUUCAAUCGACCUGCAUUGCCCAAGACAUUUAUCUCUCUGGAUAAAUGUACAGUUAUCUGUGAUCGAGCCGCAAGGAUGCUGACUCCUGGAGGGCUCCUGUGAUAAAUCAACUUUACUCAAUAAUUGUUAUGGACGUUCUCACCUACAAUCAUCAAGAGCUCGUUCGCGUGAAUUCGAUCGACGAUGAGGCCGAACUCGAGUCGCAAACCGACGAGGAUCAAGAGGACCUCGCCUCCUACGACGAGGGUUCACUCUGCACAAUCAGCGAGAAUUCCCAAACAGGCGAAUCAUCCGCAACACUUCCAUUUCGCAAGAGCCUCUUCCCCAACGUGCCUCCCUACAUUGCCUUUCAAUCCUACGAAUGCAACGGCUCAAAUCUCCCCCACGAAGUGACGAAACACCUCAAAUGGCGACUCAGCGUCAUCACACCCCAACUAGUCCGCAGAACACUCGUCAAUUCCGGCUACCGUCUUCUCAAAAAAUCCCAAGACUGGUGCGGCACCUGGGGCAAACACAUGACCUCAAUAUCAUUCAAAAGCAUCAAAGAAUCCCAAAAGAUAAAUCAUUUCCCGGGCACUUUUCAAAUAGGCCGCAAGGAUCGUUUGUGGCGUAAUUUCAAUCGAAUGAUGAUCAAAUACGGAAAGAAGGAAUUCGAUUUUAUUCCAAGAACCUAUGUGCUACCGCAGGAUCUGAGGAGUUUUCGUCAAAUCUGGGAGAAGCAGGGCAACAAGGAAAAAUGGAUAAUAAAACCACCGGCGUCAGCUCGUGGCACUGGUAUUCGUGUUGUUAAUAAAUGGUCCCAAAUACCGAAGAAGCGACCAAUUAUCGUUCAGCAGUACAUUGCGAAACCGAUGCUUAUAGACGGUGCCAAGUUCGAUCUUCGUCUCUACGUUCUCGUCACUAGUUUCAAUCCACUUCGCAUCUACCUCUAUCCAAACGGUCUCGUUCGCUUCGCCUCCGUCAAAUACAGCGACGACAUCAACUACCUCAGCGAUCGUUUCAUGCACCUCACCAAUUACAGUAUCAAUAAAUCAAGCGCUUCCUACACCAACAACGACAGUCCCGAUUCGUGCUCCGGUCACAAGUGGACCAUCAAGACCCUCUGGACCUAUCUCGAGAAACGACAGGUGAACGUCGAAAAACUCUGGUCAACAAUGAAGGAAAUGGUGAUAAAGACAAUGAUAGCAGGCGAAUCGUCAAUAAACAGUUUCACCAAAUCCAAUGUCAAUUCCCGUUACAAUUGCUACGAGCUAUUCGGAGUCGAUAUCCUCUUGGACGAAAAUCUAAAACCCUGGCUAUUAGAAGUGAAUAUUUCCCCAUCGUUACAAUCGGCCUCGCCAUUAGACGUCGCAGUCAAGGGUCCUCUAAUCCGUAAUGUCUUCAAUAUCGUCGGUUAUCAAUUGCCCGUGUGUUUGGGACAAAGUGAAAUUGAAAAUCUUGCGAAACGUUAUCAAUUCGAUCCGGUAUGUCAGGAUUAUCGUCUACAUCGAAUGCAAUUGAGUUUUCUGGAGAGGCAGAAACAGUAUCAGUAUGUUAAUACUCAGGAGCGUGAUGAUUAUUUAGAUGAGAUUAUUGAUGAUUUAACGCCGGACGAUGUGAGGCAUUUGAUUAGUUAUGAGGAUGAAUUAACGCAAUUGGAUAGAUUUGAGAAAAUUUUUCCAACGCCCACUAGCCAUGAGUAUUUUCAUUAUUUCGAAACGCCGAGAUAUUAUAAUAUGUUGUUUGAUGCUUGGGAGGCGAAAUAUGCGGAUAAUCGAGAGCAGGGAAUUGCACGUUUGGAAAAACUUUGUAAGACUAAAUAUCAUUUAUUGCACAAUGUUUAGAGGCUGAAAUUUUAUUAUCACUGCCAGAUUGUUUUUUUGAUUGUCAUUAUCAUUAAUGAUAAAUCAUUAA